GAACCGGAAAUUACCAAGAUAAUGCCGGAAGCUAGAGUGGAUGUGACGUUGUUUGUAUUAGAACGGAGAGGCAUGCUUUCAGCCUUCUUAACUUGCAAUAACUUAUCGUAUGUAAUUGGUGUGGCUGUUAUUCAGCUGUGCAUCGUAGCUAAACGUUAUCUUCUAACAGUUCAGCUUAAAUAGUCACUCAAAUGAGAGCAACAUUUGAGAUGACAGAGGCACAUCAAGCUCGUGUACUGAAAACCAUUGAGGAUAUGGUUCAAAGUUUAGAACGGAACCACAUUCGCAAGCUGCAACCAGGGUCUCAUGUUGAAGUGCAGUGCAGAGUGCUGCGAGCGCUCCAUAGACACAAUUGUAUUGAACACUGCAACACCCCUCUGGCUCAGGCCCAAGGACUAGUGACCAAUGAACUGGAGAAAUUUCAGGACCGGCUGACCAGGUGCACCAUGCACUGUAAUGACAAGGCCAGGGACCUGUUGGACUCUGGGGCCAAGGAGCCAGCCGUGCGGGCCCUGAUGGAGAACUGUGUGGGCAGCUGUGUAGAUGACCAUGUCAACCUGAUCCCCAGCAUGACACAGACUCAAAGAGAACCUGAACUCUAUUCCACAGUGAGAAGGGGAGAGCGUACAGCAGAUGCACGAGACAUCUUGGACUCCAUGCUACAGUGACAAAGGGGUUCAUAAAGUUUACUCUCGGACUGUAAUAACAGCAAGGAUAUCUAAACAAUUGGAAAUGCAGUGUUUCCCCUAUAUGCAUUUGAAUAAUAGAUGCAUUGAUGUAUGCCCAAGGAAGACCCCAUAACCCCCCCUCUCCACACUAACUGCUGGAAAAAAUCCUAGGCGUAACACUGAAAUGGCAGAUCCAAUACCUCAGUGAGGGAAAGGGACAUUUGGGGUUUACAGCUUGCAAGGGUGAGAUUUGAGUCCAUGUCAGCAAGGGUGGUGGGGAUAUACCUCUGCUCAGUCAGAAGAAACUACAGAUCCCUUGCAAACUGGUUGGCCUACAUGUUUCUGUGUGGAGCACUUACUGUUUAUUGGUUUAACUUAGACCAGAGACAUGCCAGAUGAAUGUUCUCAGCAGGCCUGUGACCACAGAAUUGUCUAACAUCAAAAUACUGCUAUUCGUGAACUGUGUGUGAGGGUAAUUUAUUACAUUUCCUGAUAACCUAGCUGUUGUAUGAUUGUCUUUAUUCUGCCUGUGACUGUGCUCUUAAUAUCGGCAACCUGUUCUGUGAAACUUUCCCUCCAUCAGUUUUUUUUAUAUAAAAAUGUAAACAGG
This is a messenger RNA of Salmo salar (Atlantic salmon), 1278 nucleotides long. RefSeq names its product protein FAM136A. Lineage: Eukaryota; Metazoa; Chordata; Actinopteri; Salmoniformes; Salmonidae. Gene Ontology annotation, cellular component: cytoplasm. The record is from RefSeq and is a predicted model, not a curated record.